Solenopsis invicta (red fire ant) is the source of this 527-nucleotide messenger RNA. RefSeq names its product mitochondrial import receptor subunit TOM7 homolog (gene Tom7). Lineage: Eukaryota; Metazoa; Arthropoda; Insecta; Hymenoptera; Formicidae. The record is from RefSeq and is a predicted model, not a curated record. Bases 218 to 382 code for a protein of 54 amino acids. Gene Ontology annotation, biological process: protein import into mitochondrial matrix. The transcript is spliced from 3 exons. Gene Ontology annotation, cellular component: mitochondrial outer membrane translocase complex.
CGUAUAUGCAUACAUAUACACAAUUACAGGGUACAGGUUGGUACAAUUUGGCCAAUUUGGCAUUGUGAUUUUGGCACGUUGCUGCGUUGCUUAUGUUCUGUGGUUGCUAGAGGCUCGUGGACAGCACAGACUUGUCACUAUUUAAGAAUUGAGACGACAUUGACAAAAGUAUAUUGCGUUGGCCUUGCGUGGUACCAAAGAUCAAAAGACAAUUAAAAUGGUUUUAAGUCCGACCACGAAACAGAGAAUAGUCAUCGUCAUGAAUGUGGGCAAAUUCGUAUUUCAGUGGGGCUUUAUUCCUGCUGUUCUCUUUUUAGGAUUUAGCAAGGGUGCAGAUCCAGGCAUGCCUGAGUUAACACUUAUGAACUUAUUGUGGCAGUAAUCUCUCGGAUGCGUCUGCUUGGAAAGACAUUAUGACCAUCAUUCACGUUACGUGGUCACAUUUAUUUACAGUUAUAAUACGUGUUUCCAAUUGUCAGAGUAAUAGACUGUAUCUCAAUAAAUAAAUGUUAUAUUGUUAAUUCAAA